This is a messenger RNA of Lodderomyces beijingensis, 1317 nucleotides long. Lineage: Eukaryota; Fungi; Ascomycota; Pichiomycetes; Serinales; Debaryomycetaceae. The record is from the annotation of a GenBank genome assembly.
AUGCGCAAGAUGGUCAUCUCACACCGCCAUCAACACCAUCUCCACCAAGACCACACUAGGACCUAUCACCGUGUUACAAUGACUGAACCGAAAGAUGUUCCAGCUGCAGCUACAGCCACCCCCACAGCAUCAACAACCAAGCCAAUCCCCGUGAUCCUAUGCAUAGGAAUGGCCGGAUCAGGCAAGACGACAUUCAUGCAAAGACUAAACUCCCACCUCCACACCCGCAAGCAGCCACCCUACGUGAUAAACCUCGACCCCGCGGUGCUCAAGAUCCCAUUCGGAGCCAACAUCGACAUCCGCGACUCCAUCAAGUACAAGAAGGUGAUGGAAGAGUACAACUUGGGCCCCAACGGCGCCAUCGUGACAUCGCUCAACUUAUUCUCCACUAAGAUCGACCAAGUUCUCAAACUAGUCGAGCGCAAACAGGACAAGAUCUCGAAUGUGAUCAUCGACACGCCGGGACAGAUUGAGUGCUUCAUAUGGAGCGCCAGCGGCGCCAUCAUCACCGAGGCGUUCGCCUCGGUUUUUCCCACGGUUAUCGCCUACAUCGUCGAUACUCCGCGAAACACCAACCCCACCACGUUUAUGUCCAACAUGCUCUACGCGUGCUCGAUUCUUUACAAGACCAAAUUGCCCAUGAUUGUCGUGUUCAACAAGACCGACGUGCAAAACUGCCAGUUUGCCAAGGACUGGAUGAGCGAUUUUGAAACUUUCCAAAGUGCCGUGCAACAAGCUGGAGAGGGCGAGGAAUCGAGUGGCUAUAUGAGCAGCUUGGUCAACUCGAUGUCGUUGAUGUUGGAGGAGUUUUACACGACGCUAGACGUUGUGGGAGUGAGUUCAUACACGGGCUCUGGAUUCGAUGAUUUUUUGCAAGCGGUGGAUAACAAAGUCGAUGAGUAUAACGAGUACUACAAGGCUGAACGAGAGAGGAUAUUGAAGAAGAAGGAAGAGGACGAAAAGCGGAGACAGACCCGGUCCUUGAACAAGUUGAUGAAGGAUAUGGAUAUGAAAAAGGAUAAGGGGAAUGGCAAGGAGAAGCAAGGGGUGGAUAGCGAGGUGUUGUCGGAUUAUGACGAUAAUGGAGAUGAAGACGAAGACGAUGUUCAAGGCCAAGUAUACCCUGAUUCGGAAGAAGAAGAGCUCGGUGGUACUCAGAGACAAUACACCUUUGCCGGGGAUAGACAAUCCGAGCUUGACGAUGUGGCUGAUGCCGAUAUCCAGGACCGGUAUCGCGAAGCGUUGGAAGCCACAGCCAAGAAUGCAUCUUCCCAGACAGCAGAGAAUAUAGCAAACUACAUCAGAAGGUCACAGUGA